AUGGGGAAGAAAAGCUUAGGCCGUCAAAAGGUUGAGAUGGUGAAAAUGAAGAACAAUAGCAAUCUUCAAGUGACUUUCUCGAAACGUCGUUCCGGUCUUUUUAAAAAGGCUAGUGAACUUUGCACCCUUUGCGGUGUUGAAAUCGGCAUCAUCGUCUUCUCUCCGGGCAACAAAGUCUUCUCUUUCGGCCACCCUGAAAUCGGGAACGUCAUCGAUCGGUAUGUCAACGGUAACCCUCCUGAUAAUUCGGGUACGUUGCAUCUCAUCGAGGCUCACCGUAAUGCUAAUGUUCGUGAACUCAACAUGCAGCUCACCGAGUUGGUGAAUCAGAUCGAAAUCGAGAAACGGCGGGGCGAAGAGCUUAACCAAAUGAGAAGAGCAAGCCAAAGCCAGUACUGGUGGGAAUCACCGAUCGAGGAACAGAACCCUCAACAACUCCAGCAGUUGAAAUCUGCAUUAGAAGAGUUGAAAAAGAAUGUGGCAAAGCAAGUGGAGAAGCUUCUUAUUCAGACAACGAAUUCGCAGCCGUUUUUCGUCGGGAGUUCAAGUGCCGGGAUGUUCCCCAACAACGUCGAGUUCGACCCGAACACGAUGUCUCAAGGAUACAACAAUGUUCCCAACAUGAUACCUCCAGGAUUCAACCCUAAUCCUGAACUAUACAAUCCUUGUCCUCCUGGAUUCGGACAUGCGUUUUUUUAA
This is a messenger RNA of Gossypium raimondii (Peruvian cotton), 699 nucleotides long. Its product is annotated as agamous-like MADS-box protein AGL62. Gene Ontology annotation, molecular function: DNA-binding transcription factor activity, RNA polymerase II-specific; RNA polymerase II cis-regulatory region sequence-specific DNA binding; protein dimerization activity. Bases 1 to 699 code for a protein of 232 amino acids. The record is from RefSeq and is a predicted model, not a curated record. NCBI's taxonomy places the organism in Eukaryota, Viridiplantae, Streptophyta, Magnoliopsida, Malvales, Malvaceae. Gene Ontology annotation, biological process: positive regulation of transcription by RNA polymerase II. The transcript is spliced from 2 exons.